UAUUAGGAUAAGAUUGACUAUACAUUCAUAACUGAAAAACAUAAAGUGUCAACCACCUCAACAAAUUAAAUUAAACUCAUCCUUUAACUUAAACAAUAAUUAUUCAUCAAUAUUUAGAGGCAGCCCACUACUACAUAUAGUUGUUGUUAUAUUAUGCCUCCAACAGAGAAGAAAACAUUAGAGAAAGAAAGAUUAUCAGAAUGAUGUUUGAUAAUGAAGAUGGUAGUGAAGUAAAGAAAGUUGUGGUGGUAGAAGAAAAGUAUUGUUAUGAGGAAAAAAGAGAAUUAACAGUGCACAAAACUUCAAUGUUUAGUGAAGGAGAUGGGUUCAUUGUGUAUGAUUCAACUGGUGUUAUCCUCUUCCGAGUUGACUCGUAUGGUCCUGCUAAAAAUCGACUCAUUCUUAUGGAUAAUGUUGGCAAACCUCUCCUUACUCUCCUCCCUAAGAGGCCUACACUUCAUCAUAGGUGGGAAGGAUUCUUGGGGGAGAAAUCAGACGAUCAACAACAGCUACCCAUCUUUGCCAUAUGGAAGUCAACAAUGAUUGGACGGUCCAACAUGAUAGUAGAAGUGAACAAUGGGUCCCAUGCAGUGUACCAGAUUGAGGGAUCUUUCAGUGAGAGAAGUUGCACAAUAUUUCAUGUUCCCUCAGAAUCAUCAGAUAAUGAAACGUCCAAAAUAUCAGUGGCUCAGAUCAAACGAAAAGUAGAGCCCACAAGAAAGAUGGUUCUAGGAAGAGAUGUUUUCAGUCUCUUUCUCAAGGCUGGCUUUGAUGCUGCUUUUGCUAUGGGAUUGGUUUUAGCACUUGAUAGAAUUGAUGGUGAUGAUGCUAUUGCAACCCCCUCUAAAUGUCACAAAGAAUUUGGAACAUAGGAGUGUAUUAAUAUAGAAAAAGAAAAAAAUAAUAUUGGAUCUGAUAGAUAUCCGUUUAUUAAUAGUUUCCAGUUUAUUGUUUUGUAAAUUCAUAGAUUCUUCAUAUUAUAUCUAUGAUGUUAGUUUUGUGA
Molecule: messenger RNA, 1003 nt
Organism: Beta vulgaris subsp. vulgaris (sugar beet)
Lineage: Eukaryota; Viridiplantae; Streptophyta; Magnoliopsida; Caryophyllales; Amaranthaceae
Product: protein LURP-one-related 12
Exons: 2
Coding region: 201-872 (223 amino acids)
Source: RefSeq, a predicted model, not a curated record